AUGGCUGUCGGCGCAGGCACGUCUCACGCUGCAAAUGGCGUUCAUGACUCCAGCAAGCCCAUUGAGAUCGCCAUCGACUUGCCGCAGAGCCCUGGCAUUCGCGUCAAUGUCCACCUCACAACAUUGGAGACGUCCAUCUUACUAUUCCUGACGAGCUCGAGCACGGAAACUGCACAAGGCGCUGCAUCCAUGGGCAGCUUCGUGUACGCCAUGCCGGACGUAGGCUUUGGCACACAUCGACAAGUUCGUGAAUUGUACUGACAGCUGUUCUAGAGAUACAAUCCUACCCAACCAAUGAGCACCGCACUUUACACCAUGCCAUCUUCUCUCGACUUCACCACACGGAUCGCGAAGGUGCUUUGUCGACGACUGCAGAAGCCGUGCUAUGUUGGCUGCAGCAUCAACCUGUCGGGCGCUGCGGGUGGUGGCAGCGUGGAGGAGGAGAUGGAGGCGUUCCGCAACAUCGUCGAGGUUGUCACCACGAGAGCCUCUCGCUAG
Messenger RNA from Lecanosticta acicola, 498 nucleotides. The record is from the annotation of a GenBank genome assembly. NCBI's taxonomy places the organism in Eukaryota, Fungi, Ascomycota, Dothideomycetes, Mycosphaerellales, Mycosphaerellaceae.